This is a messenger RNA of Drosophila grimshawi, 540 nucleotides long. Its product is annotated as calmodulin-beta. The coding region runs from base 40 to 540 and encodes 166 amino acids. Lineage: Eukaryota; Metazoa; Arthropoda; Insecta; Diptera; Drosophilidae. Gene Ontology annotation, cellular component: myosin II complex. The transcript has a single exon. The record is from RefSeq and is a predicted model, not a curated record. Gene Ontology annotation, molecular function: calcium ion binding.
AUUUAAUCUUUGAAAUACUUUAAGAAUAACAUUGUCAUCAUGGAUUUUGAUGAUGAUUUUGCCACACCGCUGCCAGAGGAGCGCCUUAUACGUCCACAUACGCUAAAUGUGGAACAGGAACGGGAUCUCAUUGAGGCAUUUUCAUUGUUUGACACAGCCUAUGCAGGAGUUAUACCAAUGAAGCGACUGAAGGAUAUUUUGCGAGCCGUCGCACAAAUGCCGCCUGAGCAUGAACUACAGGACUAUUAUGCUGAAUACGAUCCCGACGGCUUGGAUGAGUUGUAUCUGAGCGAUUUUCUGCACAUAAUGUCCAUGCGGUACAAGGACCAAACGCCCGAGGAUGAGAUAAUACAAGCAUUCAGGGUAUUCGACAAGGAUGACAAUGGCUGGAUAAGCGAGAAGGAGUUUCGCAAUAUAAUGGCCACACUGGGUGAUCCGAUGAACGAUGACGAUCUCGAUCAAAUCGUACUAGAUGCCAAUUCAAAUGCAGAGGGUAAUAUUGUAUAUAAGGAUUUUGUGGCGAUAAUGACAGAGCGCUAG